AUGGCGAAUGGUCUCGCUCUCAUCACUUAUGUCAAGUACUACGACGCGGAGCUGAUCAAAUGCAAAGACGGAUCUAAAUCCUUCACCAGAGAUCGUCUCAACGACGAUUUCUGCGAUUGCGCUGAUGGCACUGAUGAACCCGGAACUUCUGCAUGUCCAGCUAGCAAAUUCUACUGCAAAAAUACAGGCAGUACACCCAGAUUCUUGUUUUCUUCUCGAGUGAAUGAUCAGAUUUGUGACUGCUGUGAUGGAAGUGACGAAUAUGAUGGAACUGUCAUUUGUCCUAACAAUUGCGUCAUGGGUGGGAAUAUUGCAUAUCAGAAAAUAAAUUAUGACUUAGAAAGUAAUCAGGAACUGGAUUUUAUUAACUCAAGAAAAACCAAACCUGGAAAUAAGAUGGAGGACUCAUCACAGAAACUUAAAAAAGAGGAAGUAAUUGCUGCCAUUACACGUUACUUCUUGGGAGUGAUGGAUGGAAGAUGGAACAUUUUGCCAACAUAA
This is a messenger RNA of Salvia splendens (bonfire salvia), 501 nucleotides long. RefSeq names its product glucosidase 2 subunit beta-like. The record is from RefSeq and is a predicted model, not a curated record. Gene Ontology annotation, cellular component: glucosidase II complex. The coding region runs from base 1 to 501 and encodes 166 amino acids. Lineage: Eukaryota; Viridiplantae; Streptophyta; Magnoliopsida; Lamiales; Lamiaceae. Gene Ontology annotation, biological process: N-glycan processing. Gene Ontology annotation, molecular function: protein binding. The transcript has 5 exons.